Molecule: messenger RNA, 2143 nt
Organism: Linum trigynum
Lineage: Eukaryota; Viridiplantae; Streptophyta; Magnoliopsida; Malpighiales; Linaceae
Source: the annotation of a GenBank genome assembly
CUCAAGGUCUAGUCAAGGAUUCUCCGGAUUGUGAAUGAAAGUGAAACAAGUUAGAAAUCAUCAAUCGUUAGUCUGGCUAGUGGCUAGGGGGAAUCAUACCUAAGUGAGUUCCCAACCUGUAAUUAGAUUAACUUUAACUGUAGUUUGCUAGAGUUUUAGUUCUUUCAUCUUGAUCUGGUUUGCUAAAUAAUAAACUGAAGCUGAGUAAUAGUAACUCUAGAGACCCGUGGAUUCGAUAUUUAUCACUUGAGCCACUAUACUGCAGUCCCUUCCAUUGGUUACGCUUGGCCAUUGUUAAGUGUUGUGUCAUAGCGUGUCAAGUUUUUGGCGCCGUUGCCGGGGACUUUCUAGAGUAUUAGGAAAGGCAGAAGUUUGUUACUUUAGCGUUUUUAUUUUCUUUUCUUUUCCCCCCUUGCUUUUCACUUGGGUGUUUUUGUUUUUGUUGGUGCAGAUCUGAAUCAUGGAUCCUCAUGGCUUCUCCAACAAUUGGGGGUAUCCACCACCAUCCGGGUGGUAUUACCCCGAGACUCCCUGGAGCAAUCAAGGAGGAGAAGACUAUGGAUUCGGGUUCCAGUACCAACCCCCUUACUACGGAGAAAAACCGGACCCCUGGGCAUAUCAAGAACAACCUCAUUACCAAGAAGAAUUUCUCCCACAACCAGAACGGCCAUCGGCGCUGGAGUUACCCAUGGUGGCCUUCACGGGCCAUUCUGCAGAGCCAUGCUACACUCCACAGCCAGAUCCACACUAUGAAUUGAGGCUUCUCAUGGAGAGAUCAUGCUUCAGGAUGGAUCAUUGUGUCCAGGCCUAUCAUGAAACAGAGGAGAUCCUCAUGAACCUUAAGAAGAGCGUCGAUGAUCUUGAGCGAGCUUGGGCACAACCUGCUCCAGAUCACCCUUCUGCUACUAUACAAGAAGAGGAGGAGGAAGAAGAAGGCUACAAGGACAUUGUGGAGCACACUGAAGUUGUCACGGAGAGCACCCGUGAUGAUCAUGAUCAGGAGUGUCAUGUCGUAGCCGACCACACCUUCCCACACCCCAAACUGAGCUUUGAAGAGGCGGGCAUGAGUGAGGAGAUGCAAGAAGAUCUCAUGAAAGAAAUUGCUUGGCAACUUGCUCUCCAAUCCGUGCUAGAAGAAGAAGAGCAAGAAAGGGUGCAGAAAGAAGUUGUGGAGGAUGACGAAAGUGAAGCUGGAGGAGUUCUUGAUCAUUUCCCAGGGGUGAUACAACAUGAAGAAGGAAGGGAGGUUGAAGAAGCAAUUGGCGUCCAGGUUGAGGACGAAGUUGAGGUGGAAAAGGCUUGCACCGGCCAUGAGUUACAUUUGAUAUCUCCACCAAACUUCGAGGAACUGCUUAGCAAGGACACAUUUGCAGUGUCUCUUUGCCAGACCAAAGCCACAUCGAAAUCGGUCCCUCUUGGUGGACGCGAUGGUGGCCAAUCAAUGCUGUCAUAUCUGGUUUGGGGCAAUGAGACGAGAGAAGAGAAGAAGAGGUCUCGAGGGUGGAGACUUCAUCUGCGUCAAGUACAUGAGCCUUCAUCACCUGUCACACCACAUGCUCGUGACUUGAGACUCCACCUCAUCGACGAGAACCUCAACUUCAAGGAGGUUCUAGCAUGGACCGAAACUUAGGAGCCAUCGUCUGGCUCACGACGUGAAAGAAGCGCUUGUUGGGAGGCAACCCAACCAGUCGGUUUGCAUUUCUUUCUCUAUUUCUCCUCGGUUGAGUCAGUUUUGUUAUUUGAUUUUAGAGUCAAUAACUCAACCUUUGUGAGAUUUUGUGUGGUGUUUGUGUUCUGAUUACUCUCUCUUUCUGGAAUGCACCGCCUGACCGGUUCAUCAUCAUUCACCCUUGAUCUGGUAACUUCGUUCUACCCUCCUUAUCUUUCCUCCAUUGAGGACAAUGUCGUGCUUAAGUGUGGGGGGAUGUUCGAUUAUUUAUGCGGGUGAAUGUUUGGCUGUUUGUGUGCUUGGGGCCUAGUCCACUGUCCAAAUUUUUAAAUUUGAGGGCUCCAAGUACGUGUUCCUUGCAAUUGCCUGCUCAGUAUGCUUUGAAUUGACAGUCUUUAUAGUAUCAUGCAACCUAGGGAGGUAGUGUAGCACUAUGGAGGAUGUUGAUGCAUUUAAGAAAUCUCAUUUAUUCUU